Messenger RNA from Cryptococcus amylolentus CBS 6039, 1646 nucleotides. RefSeq lists its product as hypothetical. Gene Ontology annotation, molecular function: transferase activity; pyridoxal phosphate binding. The record is from RefSeq and is a predicted model, not a curated record. Bases 57 to 1007 code for a protein of 316 amino acids. Lineage: Eukaryota; Fungi; Basidiomycota; Tremellomycetes; Tremellales; Cryptococcaceae. The transcript has 3 exons. Gene Ontology annotation, biological process: biosynthetic process.
CAAAAGCCUUAAUUGGCCACAAAACAUCAUAUUCAGCAUCCAUAAUCACUCGCACCAUGACCGAGCUCGACAGCCGCCUAACCGCAUUUCUUGAAGGCCGCAAGCAGAAGGGACGUUUCAGGACUUUAAAAGAGUACGAUACAUCGGCCUCCUCUGCGCUCGUUGACUUUUCCUCCAAUGACUAUCUGUCUUUGACGUCUUCGCCUGCUUUUCGUGCCCUAUACCUCGAACGCUUGGCGACCGCCGAGUCCAUCUUCGGCUCGACCGGCUCACGCCUUCUCAGUGGCUGUAGCCCCGGCCACUCAUCCCUCGAGAUCCGGCUUGCCGACUUUUUCAACUCCCCCUCGGCCCUGCUGUUCAACUCGGGCUGGGACGCCAAUGUCUCUUUCUUUGCGACUGUCCCUCAAUCCUCCGACUGGGUAGUCUACGACGAACUAGUGCAUGCGUCGGUACACUCUGGACUACGGUCGUCUCGUGUCCCUGUAGAGAGAAGGCUACCGUUCAGCCACAACGAUCCAGAGGCUUUCGCUCAAGUCUUGAGACAGGUAUCGUCCUCAUCAAAGUCCCAGACCUCGACCGUAUUCUUGGCGCUCGAAAGCUUGUAUUCGAUGGACGGGGACAUGUCUCCGCUUCCUGCGCUCUUGGAUACUAUGGAGAGCUACAUUCCCAGAUCUCGAAUGUGCGUAGUGGUGGACGAGGCCCAUUCUACAGGCGUGUAUGGCCGUCAAGGGAGAGGAGUGGUGCACGCGCUGGAAGAAGAAGGAGGCUGGGCUGCCGGUGACGAUCGCCGGAGAGGGAAAGGCCGUGUGGAUGUCAGACUGAUGACCUUUGGGAAGGCUGUUGGAUGCUCUGGAGCGGUCCUGCUGUGCUCUCCGACGGUGCGGACGUUCCUCAUAAAUUUCGCGCGGCCAUUCAUAUUUUCCACUGCAAUGCCGCACUCCACGGUGAUUGCCUUGCAAUGUGUCUGGGAUAUCUUGCAAGGGGGCGAAGGAGACGAGGUCAGUUGAGCAAUACAUCUGAGAGCACCGACUGAUCCUUGACAAAGCGUCGAAACAAACUCUUGGGUAUCGCUCGCUACCUACAUUCGCUGCUCGAUGAUAUGCUGGCCACAACGUCUCCACGAUUACUUUGUCUUCCGCCCCAUCCAGUCGUACCCUUCUCCUCUUCUCUCUCGGAGCUGCCCGCCGACCCACCGACACCCAUACUUGGCCUCUUGACACCCACGCCUCAUGCCCUAGCAGCAUUUCUCCUUGAAAGGGGCUUCAUAGUGCGCCCCGUGGUACCUCCUACAGUCCCUCCUGGGGGGGAGCGCGUUCGAAUCUGUCUCAGGGCAGACUUGGGCAAGGACGUGGUGCACCGUUUGGUACAAGCCUUGCGAGAAUGGGUUGAUCGUCAGGCUCCUUCCAAGGCGAAGCUGUGAGAGCUGGGGCUACCAUGAUUUUGGAUCGAUAGCUAGAUGGCUGCCCUUAUAAUGUCCAUACUCUGCCCAAAUGCAUACAGCUGGGUUCGCUCGACUCGCUGGCAUUUGUUGACAGGUCACGCACGCGGAGCCCCCGUGCCUGGUCUUGAAAAGAAGCAGCGAUGAUUCGUCGAGAUUUUCGGGUCUGUCGGCCGGACUCGAAUCUCUGACUCUUUCUCGUUUUCCA